CCCGACCCGGAGGACCGAGCGGCAGGAGCUGGUGGGAGGCCGCGGGCCGGCGGGAGGCCGAGCGGGGAGCCAGCGGCCCGACCCGCCCGCGUGGAGCCGAGGGGCGUCGGCCCGGCCCAGGUCCUCCGCCCGGAGACCCGCCCUCCGCCCCUCCCAGCGCCCCGGCGCCCGGCGCUUCCUGGUCCCCGCCGCAGCCAUGGCCGAGGAGCAGCCGCAGGUCGAGCUGUUCGUGAAGGCUGGCAGUGAUGGAGCCAAGAUUGGAAACUGCCCCUUCUCCCAGAGACUGUUCAUGGUGCUCUGGCUCAAGGGGGUCACCUUCAAUGUCACCACCGUUGACACCAAGAGGCGAACUGAGACAGUACAGAAGCUGUGCCCAGGAGGGCAGCUCCCUUUUCUGCUGUAUGGCACCGAAGUGCACACAGACACCAAUAAGAUUGAGGAGUUUCUGGAGGCAGUGCUGUGUCCUCCCAGGUACCCCAAGCUGGCAGCCCUGAACCCUGACUCAAACACAGCUGGCCUGGACAUAUUUGCCAAGUUUUCCGCCUACAUCAAGAACUCAAACCCAGCACUCAAUGACACCCUGGAGAAGGGGCUCCUGAAAGCCCUGAAAGUUUUAGACAAUUACCUGGCAUCCCCCCUCCCAGAGGAAGUGGAUGAGACCAGUGCUGAGGACGAGGGCAUCUCUCAGAGGAAGUUUCUGGAUGGAAAUGAGCUCACUCUCGCUGACUGUAACCUGCUGCCAAAGCUCCACAUAGUGCAGUGGUCAUUGCCCACAAGACUGUUGCUUGUGAAAAUUACAUUCCAAGAUACAAGCUGGGUGCAAGCCGGCUGGCGGAGAGGAACACAUCCCAGUGUUACUUUCAAGAAUGCUCUUCCUGCCACUGGCACUGCCAGUCCCCAGGCCAGACCGGGCAGGCUCUUCCUACAACCAAAGCUUUGUCUCCUCAUAGCUUGGGUUUCCACCUCCUCUUGUGGAAGAUGAAAACUUGGUUCCCAUCUUUUGUCACAGCCUU
Molecule: messenger RNA, 1013 nt
Organism: Myotis myotis
Lineage: Eukaryota; Metazoa; Chordata; Mammalia; Chiroptera; Vespertilionidae
Gene: CLIC1
Product: chloride intracellular channel 1
Exons: 6
Coding region: 197-982 (261 amino acids)
Source: RefSeq, a predicted model, not a curated record